AAAAAUUUUACGCUCAUGAAAGUAUUAUUUUUUUUAAUUCUUUUACUGUGUGUGGUUUCAUCACCAAAAUAUUUUACCUCGGGGAGUCCCAAAGGGUCCAACAACCAACUUGUCUUUUCGGCAUGUUGGCAAUUCUCUUUCAGGGCAGAGCGUCAUUCCCCGCGCGAGGCUCGUGGUGAAUUUGGUUGUGUUUACAUUUUGGUUAUAUCCAUUGUAGGAUGGAAAAGUGUCGCUGGUUUACCAUUUGAAGACACUGAAGAGAGUCGUGUGUUUGAAAUCAGCUGUUCUUUAUGUGUGUUGAGUGUUUCAACAAACUAUCAACUUCAAAUGGCAUCAUCAACUGUCAACAAAAAAGUCUAUGGAGGUGGUAGCGCAUUAAGGACAGGUGGAAUAGUGGGGGCUGUAGUACCUCCCAAGAAGAAGGUAGACAAUUUUCCUCUCAUGUCCUAUGUUGCCAACAAUUGUUCAUUUUCGGAUAAAGGUGAAGAUUCUCAAGAAGAUGAAGAAGUUUUAAAGUCCUAUAAUGAUCAACGUGUGAAUGAAUUACUUCGUGAAGCAGCAAAAAGGAGUAAUGCAGUUUCUUCUGAUGAUUCUGAAGAUAGGAAAAAGGCAUUAGAAUUAUUACAUUCUAUGGAAUGGUCGAAGAAUCAAGAAGAGACUUGGAAAGUUGUCAAGCCAAAGAAAGAAACAGAUUAUGGUGGCUUCCUGCACGCUUUGAAACCCAAACGCAAUGAAAAAGAGGAUGAAUAUUUCAGUGGGUGUAAUAAAGUGAAAAAGCCAAAAGAACGUAAGCGCAGUAGGUCUGUGUCUGAAGUUGUUUUCCUUGAAAAUGGAAAGCUUGUUGCCAAAAAUAAUCCAAGUCAUGAACUGCCAAUUCAGUUAAAUCAUCCUCCCCCUCCCAGACCAGUUACUCCAAGAGUUCCAUCUUAUGGGUUACCUUUCACUCCAGGGCCCCCACCAUCAACUGCUAAUAACCCAUGGUUACAAAAAAGUGGAUCAACUCUUUUUUCUGAUGUCCGAAGUAAUACCAUUGUGGCAUAUGGCAUUAAUUGUGAUGAAGAUGAAGCAAUGGCCAUGGCUAUUGCAGAGAGUAUCCGUACAGCAAAACAAGAACAAGAAAGGAUUAUGCAUUUUGUGAAUCCAUCUAGUGGACUAACUCUUCCCAAGAGUAAUGAUGUUCCCACCGUUCAAGUUCAAUCCAUUAAGCCCAUUGCUGCAUAUUGUGAGGACAAAGAAAAUUAUCAGACUGCAGUGACAAAAACACAAAGCAGUGAACAAGCUGCUGUAAAGCUCAAUAAUGCUCUACCUGCAAGAGUUAUGUCAGGAAAUCUCACUCAAGACCAAUAUGCUGAUACUGAUAACAGUUCUUGGGGUAAAACAAAGAUGGAAACUAAAAGUCCCAACUUGAGUCAAAGAUCUAAGUAUGCUGACACCCAGAUACCUACCAAGCCAAGAGAAAAUUAUCAGACUACAGUGAUAAAAACACAAUGCAGUGAAGAAGCUGCUGCAAAGAUCAAUAAUGCUCUACCUGCAAGAGUUAUCUCAGAAAAUCUCGCCCAAGACCAAUGUGCUGAUGCUGAUGACAGUUCUUGGGGUGAUACUAAAAUGGAAACUAAAAGACCCAACUCAAGUGUAAGAUCCAAGUCUGCUGAUUGUGCCCAGAUACCUCCCAAGCCCCUCAUCUACUUGACCACCACCACUGACCAUGCUGACCAGAAGAAAAACAUAACAUCAGAUCUUGGCAAUAAAGAGACAAAGUAUUCUGAUUCUUGGAAUUCUGCUGAACAGAAACAUCUGGACAGUUUACCACAGAGUUCUGAAAUAAGUGCAUUUAAGAAAAUGCUUAUGAACCAUCAAACAAAUGAGGAAAUGGAUUGCAAAACUCCAAUGAACACAAGUUUUGAUUCCAAAAAAAUUACAUCUGCAAGGGAGGAAAGCACUGUUAAAUGCUAUGACGCUCAGAAAGUUGAUGAUGGCAAGACUUCAAGUGGGAUAAACCAUGGCCCAAUGCCUUUCUCUCUGACCAUGUCACAGACUACCAAUUCUGUACAGAAGCUUGGAUUGAAACCAGACCACAUUAGUGACAAGGCUGCUAUUACAAACAAAAUUUCUGAAGCUAAACAAUUGAGGUAUGAGCGGGAAAGUAUUAAUCCAGAGGAAAAUCAGUAUUUGCGAACUACCUCACUAAAUACCAAGAACCAUGACAAUGAAUUAGCUACUUCUGCUGAGGAUUCUUCCCACAGCAGUAUUUCUAGGCCAUCCAGAUUACCAACAUCAAUGCCUUCUCUGAUGUCAUCUGUGAAACCAUCAAUUCAGACAAGCAUGGAAACUAAACCUCAAGUCACUGAUCCUUCUGUCAAUGGCAGGCGUCACACGAGCUUUGUUAUCCACAGUGAAAUACCUGGUAAACCAAGUAGUACUAGGCCACCCACAUGGUCUCCAGCUGAUCAAGUAGAUUUAUCAGCUGGAGCAGUAUUAGAGCCACCACCAAUUCAGACUGUUGAACAAACAAUGCUCAAAGAACUCCCUCAGAACAAAGUCAGCCCCUCACCUGCCCAGCAAGCUCAGCAAGUGCAGCCGCCGUAUCAGCAACCAUCAAUACCUCCAGUUUUGCCCUCUCUGAACCCAUUAGCUUCCAUGGCACCCAACAAGCUGCCUGAAAUGCCACAAGCACAAGAUAUGGCAAACCUCAUGGCUGCCCAGAUACAGAUGCAGAUGCAGAUGAUGCUUAUGCAGCAGUCAAUGGGAUUCAUACCACCAGUUCUGCCCACAGAUCAGAAUAUGGCGGGUGUGAAUAAGACUCAACAACAAUCACAAUGUGGAGCUCAAAAUCAGAUUCAAACUGGAAAUAACAUAUCUUUUCCUGGCUCCCUCAAUCCGUCACUGGGGGGUGUUAACGGAUUGCCAAGCGCAAAUGUGCCAGGAUAUCCUGUUGGUCACCUUGGGGGCAUUCCUGGGCUACCCAAUCUCCUGCCACCCAGUCUACCAAAUUCUCUGCAGGCAAACAUGCUUGGAUUGCCAAAUGGAUUUCCUACAGGCUUUCCUAUGAUGCCUAACCCAAUGCCUGGUGCCCAAACUGGAUUACCCCCUAUGCCUGGGCUGCUAAAUAACUAUCCAAACAACAUGCUAGGGCUUCAAGGCAAUCAGGCAGGAUUUCAAAAUAUGGUCCCUCCUGACCCUCUAGGGUCCAUGAAUGCCUUUUCCAACGGAUUUCCUGGUCAUCUUGGUUAUCCAAACAUCAUGCCAGGAAUGCAAACCCAUCAAAAUAAACCGUCUAUCCCUGGUAUGAUAAACGGUAAUAGUUUCAAUGGAAUGGCAAGUUUUGUUGAACCUGGAAAUGUUCCUUUAGUAUCUGGUAAAGGAAGAGGUCGAUUAGCUAGAAACCUUGAUUCUUAAAAAAUUACUUCCUCACAGUUGUAUGAUUUUCAUAUCUUGACAUUGAAGCAUCACUAAUCGUUGGUUUUCUUCUAUUUUGUAUGUUUGAAGAAAGUGUUCAGUUUCACUUCUAUCAAUAAUCAAGUUCCUUUAUAAUAGAACUUAAACCUCUAUUAUUUACUGAUAGGGAAAAUAUCAUUUAGUUUUUUAUUGCUCUCUAAAACUGUUCUUGUUUUUGUUUAAGAUAGUAAAGUAAGUCCAUGAUUUUGUAAGUGGUAAAGCAUCCAUAUCUAAGUUUUAAGACUUUCUAUUGGGAAGUACACAAUUUUUUGUCUUAUUUCAUAUUGGAUCCAACCUUCUCGUAUAUCUUUGCCUUACCAUGUUAGUUUUCUGUUUUGUUCAUCUAACUUGGGUAGAUAGGAGAGUUCUUAUGACCUUGUUUGUUUUUCCCCCCCUUUUUUUUGCCAAUAAAUAUGUACUUUGUCAAAGG
Messenger RNA from Frankliniella occidentalis (western flower thrips), 3865 nucleotides. RefSeq lists its product as uncharacterized. The coding region runs from base 16 to 3396 and encodes 1126 amino acids. The record is from RefSeq and is a predicted model, not a curated record. NCBI's taxonomy places the organism in Eukaryota, Metazoa, Arthropoda, Insecta, Thysanoptera, Thripidae. The transcript has 11 exons.